Messenger RNA from Hippopotamus amphibius kiboko, 1704 nucleotides. RefSeq names its product proline rich 35 (gene PRR35). The transcript has 2 exons. The record is from RefSeq and is a predicted model, not a curated record. Bases 1 to 1704 code for a protein of 567 amino acids. Lineage: Eukaryota; Metazoa; Chordata; Mammalia; Artiodactyla; Hippopotamidae.
AUGUCCCGAGAGGCAGGUUCGUGCCGCCUGGGCCCCGGGGCACGGGCCCGGGCGCGAAAGCCCAAGAAGCCGCACUACAUCCCGCGGCCCUGGGGCAAACCUUACAAUUACAAGUGCUUCCAGUGCCCCUUCACCUGCCUGGAGAAGUCCCACCUCUACAACCACAUGAAGUACAGCCUCUGCAAGGACUCCCUCUCGCUCCUGCUGGACUCCCCCGACUGGGCCUGCCGCCGCACCCCUGCCAUGCCUCGGCCACGCGCGCCCACCCCGGGCUGCCCCGCAGACCCCUCGGACCCCACGGACCCUGGUGGCCGGUUCCGAGGACCAAGGCUCCCAGAUGCUCCUGCCACGCCUGACCUCGUGGCCACCGACGUCCUCUCCCUAAGCCGCCGGGUCAGGGGCCCCAGGCCAAGGGCCGAGGGGUCCCCAGAAACACAGCCUUCUGAGGCCAGGGACACCCAGAAGGGUGCAGGCCUCGGUGGCCUCCUGGCCGAGUCGUGGAAGCCCGGGUCGGGUGGGGGCCCUAGGGCUGUGGUCGUGGUGGACACAGCUGCCGCGGGCCCUGAGAGCAGUGUCCCCUGCUACCCCCCGCCCACCCCCGGGGAGUUCCCGGAGGCCCAGAGCCUCCACCUGUCCCUGCUGGGCGUCAACUACCCUCUCGGCCCGGGCCUCUUUUCCUACCUGGGACCCUCCCUGGCCGCUGCCGCCCACGUGCCCUUCCUGGCCUCAGCUAGCCCCCUGCUGCCCCCAGCCACUGCCUUCCCUGCUCCACAGCCCCCUGAGCGCCCAGCCCUGGUUCCUCGCCUGUACUACCCCCUGCUCCUGGAGCACAGUCUGGGGCUGCCAGCAGGCAAGACUGCCCUUGCCAAGCCCCCUGCACCCCCCAAAGGGCCCCCUGGGACUCUGGCCCCUGGGCAGCUGAAGGUGCCAGUGCCUGGGCUGGGCGGGCCCUGGCCCCGUGGUGCUCUCAGGGACCCAGGGCAGGAGGGUGAGCUGGAGCGGGCUGCCCGGAGUGACCCCAAGAGGAAGCUGGCCCUGGGAGGCAGGCCGGAACCCCCGAAGGCCCCCUGCAGCAGGGUGAAGUUCAGUUCCCAGAGCAGCCUGCGGACCGGCCCCUCUGUGAUGCUCUGGCCUGAGGACAAGGAGCUAAGUGACCUCGAGACCCCUGGCCCUGUGGCCCCCCUGCCCCAGCAACCACUGGGCUUGGUGCCAGGGAGCCCCGGGCACGUGGGCGAGGACCUGACGCGGGCCCUCGGCGACUGUGCCAGGGUGGAGCAGCGCCUGGGCCAGCUGGCGCCUGCCGGGGGCCUGACCCCACGGCCUCUGCGGGAGCAGCUGGGGAAGAUCCGCCGGGAGCUGCUCACCAUCCACCAGGCGCUGGAGCGGGCUGUGAGGCCACCCGAUGCCCCCCUCGACCUCUCUAUGAAACGGGCGCCCACCAAGGGGCCCUGGGGGCAGCCAGAUCUGGGCCCCACGAUGGCCCGGGGGACCCCUGAGCCCCCCGGCCUGCUGGCAGCCCCGUCUCUGUCUGGCCACACCACCAAGUGUGAGGCUGACUCCAGCGUCCCUCCCCCGGGUCUUCCUCUCCAGGCCCCAGAUGACCCUGUCCUUCUUGGCAGCUGGGGAGCCCGCGGUGGGGCUGGGGGCUCCUGGCCCCCCGAGGCUGUGCCUGGCCUGCAGAGCCCCCCAGGUGCCGAGGUUUGA